This is a messenger RNA of Puntigrus tetrazona (Sumatra barb), 3733 nucleotides long. RefSeq names its product adhesion G-protein coupled receptor G7-like. NCBI's taxonomy places the organism in Eukaryota, Metazoa, Chordata, Actinopteri, Cypriniformes, Cyprinidae. Bases 63 to 2351 code for a protein of 762 amino acids. The record is from RefSeq and is a predicted model, not a curated record. Gene Ontology annotation, molecular function: G protein-coupled receptor activity. The transcript is spliced from 16 exons. Gene Ontology annotation, biological process: cell surface receptor signaling pathway; G protein-coupled receptor signaling pathway. Gene Ontology annotation, cellular component: membrane.
UCCCCCUACAUAAGUCAUAACCAGACAUUUUUGAGAACAAGAUCUGGAUCUUUAAUGGGACGAUGAUGGAUCACUUCAUGCUGCUGCUCAUAUUUCUUUCAGUGUUUACAAAUUUAACACAUGAGCUUUUGUUUGGGAGUUUAAACUCUGGUGGCGCUGCUACCACUACCACUACUACCCAGUCCAUUCCCACCACUAUUACCACUAUUACCACUAUUACCACUACUACCCAGUCAAUAUCCACCCCUGUUACCACAUCCAACCCUACUAUCACUACUACCCAGACCACUAAUACCCAGUCUACAACCACCCCUAUUACCACUACUAUUAUCCCUACUACCACGGCAUUAAGUACUAUGACCACCCCAGCACCCUCAACUACCACUUUAACCCCUUCGACAGCAUCAGCUACCACUCCUAACCAACUUUUAACCACUUCUCAACCUACAGGUAAUACCUGUCCAGAGGAAACACUCAACGGUUUGACCUUCCCACUCGCCGCGAUCGGUCAGAUUAGUUUUUCAACUCAGCUUUGCCCUCCAGGAACAGCCAGUGCUGGUGUUCCUUUGGGUUCAGCUCAGUGUUUGAACUUAACACUUUUCCAUGCAUUUGGCGGACUUAAACUUCUGGACUGUGGCUUGAAUCUGGAAGUGUUUGAAAGCAAAGCUAACGGGACUCUUGAAGAAAAUAUAAACAUUGCCUCCAGUGUCCAGAUGAUUGCGUCCAAACCCGAGCAGCUGACGUCCCAAAACAUCACCUCAGCUGCUACGAUCAUCACUAAUCUCCUGUCUGGCACCAUGGUAAAUGAGUUAGUUGCAGAAUCAGUGGUGGGCACCAUCAGUCAGCUCAUGCAAACUGAUAAAAACCAAUACUCUGAAGACACCUAUGGUGCUUUUGAGAGUCUCACAAAGACUUUGGAGGAUUUUGCUUUGAACAUGAUUAACAUUAACUCUGGUGUACUAGUGCAACCAAACCUAGUGGUGCAAAGCAUCAAAUUGUCAAACUGGACCUAUGAACAAGUGCAAUUCUACAAUGUAACAGGACUGUCAGAGAAUUCCAAUGAUCUCCUGUUAAAUAUCAAACUGCAGAAUGAUUCCCAGAACGACAGUGGGAACAGAAAUCUCAGUAUUGGAGUGGUGCUUUAUGAAAAUGAUCAAUUUUUCAACUCCAAACAAUUUAAGAGUGAACUCGAUACCAAGAGAAGAGUGGUGUCUGCCAGCCUCACGGACAAAAGCUUGCUUGAUAACGUGGAGUUCAGCAUCAUGCCUGAGAAUAUUUCAACAUCUUAUGACUUUGCAUGUGUGUUUUGGGACUAUGCUUAUAGCGACUGGAGAACAGAGGGCUGCGUCAAAAUACGUGAUGCCAAUGGAGUGCAUUGCAAAUGUAACCACACCACCAACUUUGCAGUUCUUGUGAGCUUUAGAGCAGACUACACUUAUUCUGAGGCUUUAAACUGGAUCAGUAUUGUGGGAUGCAGUCUGUCUAUUGUGGGUUUGGUCCUCACUGCAGUUUAUCAAAUUAAGACCAGGAAACAAAGAGGAGCCAUCUCCACCAUGCUCUUGGUGAACAUCUGUAUCUGCAUGACCACCUACUACCUUCUCUUCAUUUUUGGGAUCAACAAUCCGGUCCAGAGCUCAUCGGUUUCAGAGAAGAACGUUAUUCCUUCUUCAGAUGUGCAGGAGACAGUCGAUCAGGGUCCUUGUACGGCGAUCACAGCCCUGCUGCAGUACUUCCUGCUGUCCACGUUUGCCUGGAACAUCUUGUAUGCGGCUCAUGUGUUUUUCCUCAUUAGAAAUGCCCUCAACGGUCCGCCCAAAGCUUUCCGCACCAUCGCCAUGACUGUCGGCUGGGGUCUGCCUGCUGCUAUUGUUGGUAUCUCUCUGUCCACCACCUACAGCUUUAGGAACCCUUUAGGUUAUCGACAAGAGGCGUUCUGUUGGUUGGCGUCUCUGGACAAGGCGGGAAGGUUUGAUCCGAAGCGGCCGAUGUUGUGGGGUUUCUUGCUCCCUCUAGCGGUCAUGUUGUGUUUUAACACAUCUCUGCUCGUCUAUUUCUCUCAAACCAUCUGCUGUGCGAAUCCCAACCUCAAGAGCUCACGGGGGACUCCUAUGAAGAAGAAGAUUUUGAGCAGUUUCUCUCUGGCCGUGGUGCUCGGUUUGUCCUGGGUCGUUGGCUAUUUUGUGCUUAUUACUCAUGAGAAAACACUUUACAUCAUUCUCAGUGUGGUCUUCUGUCUCUGCAACACGACGCAGGGUCUUCAGAUUUUUAUUUUUUUCACACUGCUGUCUUUUGUAAAGACAAGGUCCAGAAACAAACUGGAUUCUAAGACUGAAUCAAAGGCGGAGCCUUAAGAAAUGGACACAAAAAGCAGAGGACAACAGACAAGAUGAAUAAGUCUUUAUUAUUAUUAUUAUAAUUAUUAUUAUUAAUUGUAUUUUUAGUGAUAGGAAACCAUUUGCCUUGUGACAUUUUUUUAUUAUUUGAGUUUAAUGUAAAUUGCAUAGUUUUGUUUAUGUGGUUUUUGUCAGUGUUGGGCACAUUAGUUAGAAGAAAUAAUUAGUUAUAGUUACUAGUUCCUUCUCACAAAUAGUUACUAACUGAGUUACAUAAUUUUGAAGUAACAACUUACCAGGGAAAGUAACCAUUGCGUUACUUAAAUAGCAAACUUGGAUGCCCCUACUAUUAAAUGUUAAAUUAAUGAAAUAAAUAUAAUACAUUACGAUUAUAAAACAUUGUACAUUCAUCUAUUUAUCCACUGACAUGUAGCAGAAGCCAGAAAUAAAUUCUAAUAUAAUAUUAUUAUAAUUUAGCAUUAUGUGACGAUAGAUCUUUAGUAAUCAGAAUUACCAAGUAUGAAUGCAUAUUUGUUAUGCUAAAUGAAUUAGGACUGGUGGUGGUGGUUUUUCUAAAAAAAGAGGAUAUACAAAUUCUACUACUAAUAACAAAUUUUGUUAAAUGUUGGCGAACAAACAGUUGCUGGCACGCUGUUCGUCACCUUUUAUAUCGAUGUUAUUUUCAUCCUCUUCAAAUGAGUAAACUCGAAAACAAUGAACCAUUUCAGAGUAAUCAGGAUAAUAAAUAAAUAGUGAUUUGGCGCCAGUCGUGAGUUUGAGGACCUCUCCCGAUCCAGCCCCUCUCAAUGUACUUCCUGUAUUACACUUUCCCAAAAAUACAUAAACAAAUAAAAGUCAAGGAACAAAGACGAGUCCUACAAAUCUCGAAUUCAUCGUCAUUUAAAAAAAAACCUUCGUGUUAGUAAGGUAUGCAGGGGUUGCACAAAAUAGAUGAGAAGACACCUGAGAAAUAGUCGCGAUUAAUUGCUCAGGUGUUUUAUCACCAUGUUUUACGUUGAGCCCCGACUGGAUUUAUAGUUUUAGCAGUCUGCUUUGUGAGGUUCUCUGAGCUCAGUUUCUGUGGAAAUCGCCAUUUUUCAGGCAAACCUUGUGGGUUUUCUGGCACUCGGAGGCUCUAUGUGUUGUUUGGACGCAUUUUGUCUCAAGUUAAACUUCCAGAACGUCAGAACCUUCCAGAAUCAGAACAUUGAAGGCCGUUGAUUUUAAUACAUGUUACAGGUUCUCCAGCUAAACGAACUCCCACGAAUGGUCACUUUUGGGAGGCUGACAAGUCUUACAUUUCACCCUUAACACAACUGAUAUACAAACUAGAGUCUACAGACAAUGGAAUAUGAGGAACAUAUAAUAACAAUGUAUCCUACAGAGCUGUAUUAAUUCAA